AAAGAGGGAGGGAGGAAGAGGGACGGCUGGACUCCAUUAAGCCGAAGCCUGCAGGAAAACUGUUUGGGAUACUUCACUUCUUCUGCGAGUUCUUCCACGGAUUUCUCCCCGCUUUUACCGCCUUCAAAAGACUUUCUACAUGAUUUAAAGAAGGGGGACUUGCUCUGCACCGUGUAGUCGACUGUUUUAGUGUGUUUUUUCCCCUCGUCUUUGUGAAGGAUGGCGCUGGACGGGAUCCGGAUGCCCGAUGGCUGCUACGCCGACGGGACGUGGGAGCUGAAGAUGCAUGUCACCGACCUCCACAGGGACGUGUCGCUGAGGGUCACCGGGGAAAUUCACAUCGGUGGAGUCAUGCUCAAACUCGUGGAGAAACUAGAUGUGAAGAAGGACUGGUCGGACCACGCUCUGUGGUGGGAGAAGAAGAAGACAUGGCUGUUGAAAACCCACUGGACGUUGGACAAGUAUGGUAUCCAAGCUGAUGCCAGGCUGCUCUUCACCCCGCAACACAAACUGCUGCGCCUCCAGCUGCCCAACAUGAAACACAUGAAGGUCAAGGUCAACUUCUCGGACCGGGUCUUUAAGGCCGUGUCGGACAUCUGCAAAACUUUCAAUAUCCGCCACCCAGAGGAGCUAUCUCUACUGCGCAAACCCCGUGACCCCAAAAAGAAAAAGAAAAAGUUGGAGGAGGCAGAGGAGGAUGAUCUGGAGUUGGAGGGUCCGCUGUUAACCCCUGGAUCAGCCUCUGAGAUAAUAUACAUCGGACCUGUCAAAGGGAGCAUCUACUCCAGUCCUGGCUUAUACAGUAAGACUAUGACCCCCACCUACGACUCCAGGGACGGCAGCCCUCUGUCGCCAACUUCCGCCUGGUUCGGAGAUAGCCCCCUGUCCGAGGGCAAUCCCAGCAUCCUUGCUGUCAGCCAGCCAAUCUCCUCACCAGACAUCCUGGUCAAACUCUACAAGCCCCAGUCCUUGUUGGACAAAGCCAAAAUCAAUCAAGGGUGGUUGGACUCUUCCAGAUCCCUCAUGGAGCAGGAUGUAAAGGAGAACGAGGUGCUGCUGCUGAGGUUUAAAUACCACAGUUUCUUUGACCUCAACCCGAAGUACGAUGCCAUCCGAGUGAACCAGCUCUAUGAACAGGCCAAGUGGGCCAUCCUGCUGGAGGAAAUUGAGUGCACGGAGGAGGAAAUGAUGAUGUUUGCUGCCCUGCAGUACCACAUCAACAAGCUGUCGAUCAUGUCCUCAGACAACCACAUGAAUAACAGUGAGAAGGAGGUGGAUGAGGUGGAUGCAGCUCUCUCAGACCUGGAGAUCACUUUGGAGGGUGGGAAGACAUCCAACACACUGGGUGACAUCACAUCUAUUCCUGAACUCGCAGACUAUGUCAAAGUCUUCAAACCCAAGAAACUGACACUGAAGGGCUACAAGCAAUACUGGUGCACAUUCAAGGAUAUCACAAUUUCCUGUUACAAGAGUAAAGAGGAGGCACAUGGGACACCUGCUCACCAAAUGAAUCUCAGAGGUUGUGAGGUAACGCCAGAUGUUAACAUCUCGGGUCAGAAAUUCAACAUCAAGCUGCUAAUCCCUGUGGCCGAUGGCAUGAACGAGAUCUGGCUUCGGUGUGACACAGAGAAACAGUAUGCUCACUGGAUGGCUGCGUGCCGCUUGGCCUCCAAAGGGAAGACCAUGGCUGACAGCUCGUACAACCUGGAGGUCCAGAAUAUUCUGUCCUUCCUCAAGAUGCAGCACAUGAACCCUGACCCGCCAUCCAUUGAACCAAUCACCACUGACAUCAACCCAGAAUGCUUGGUGUCCCCACGCUAUCUGAAGAAGUACAAGAACAAGCAGCCAGGCUAUAUCAGGGACUUGAUUUCAGCUCGGAUCCUUGAAGCCCACCAGAACGUGGCCCAGAUGAGCCUCAUUGAGGCCAAGAUGCGCUUCAUCCAGGCAUGGCAGUCCCUGCCCGAGUUUGGAAUCACUCAUUUCCUCGCAAAGUUCCAGGGUGGAAAGCGGGAGGAGCUGAUCGGUAUCACUUACAACCGUUUGAUCCGGAUGGAUGCCAGCACUGGCGACGCCAUCAAGACCUGGCGCUUCAGCAACAUGAAACAGUGGAACGUCAACUGGGAGAUCAAGAUGGUGACCGUGGAGUUUGCAGAUGAGCCCAGUCUGUCUUUCAUCUGUGCUGAGGUGGACUGUAAGGUCGUCCACGAGUUCAUCGGCGGCUACAUCUUCCUGUCCACACGUGCCAAGGACCAGAACGAGUCUCUAGAUGAGGAAAUGUUCUAUAAGUUGACCAGCGGCUGGGUCUGAGCUGACCAGAGGUCAGAGAUUGUAGGUCAGGGGCCAGGAGGGGAGUGGCUUUGGGGGGGGGGGUGGAACCACAUUGUAUGGGCUUAUUUUAUUCUACUAUUUCUCGGUCUUUUUAAUUGUUUGGAGCUGUGCUGAAGAGUCCAGAGCAGCACGACUAUUGCCAGGGCUGACAACGUUUUUUUUUUUAAUUGUUAUUAUAGUUGUUUUUUUGCAUUAAUGCUGGUAAGGUCAUUUGUUCCUACACUAAUAUUCUGGUGGAUGCAGUCCAGAUGAACUCCUGUGAUUGAGCAGAAGCCUUACAAAUACCAUGAAAUUUGUCUGUUGUCCUUUGACCACCUGCCUCCUCUCCUCCUGGACUGAUGGCCACCAACUUACGUCCAUGACAACCCUUUAAAAACCAAUCAAACAUCAGAUUUUAUCCCAAAGAAUCUUUUUUUUCCCUCCUCUUUACUGUCCUCUCUCUCUCUGUCUUCUAAAACUGGACUAAAGAGCUGACAUUAAACUGUCAUGAGAACAUAUUGCGAUUACAGCGCCACAGAUACCUACAGUUACAUAAAAUUAUUUAUCCUGAAAGACGGACUUCAUCAAAGAGUCCAAUCAAAAGGGUAUCUGGAACAGCAGUGGCCGGUCAGCGCCGCUCUCUGCGUCCAUCCUGUCCACCCCCUGAAAGGUUUAAUCUCUUUGAAGUCACAUGUAAGCACUUCUGCAUUAUACAGUCCUGUUUAUGAAUAAGCUGUUGUUGAAUUUCCUUUCGCUUCUGAUGUCUGUCUUUGUUUCUGAACUUGUGUCCUCUUUGUUGAGUCUCCCUAUUAAAUUAGCUGACAGGUGUGACAUUGUGAGACUUGCUUUGUGUUUCAGACACUGCUGAUAGUGAGCAUGUCUGAUGAAACACUACAGCUCAGUGCGCUGGGAUGAGCAUCCUGUGGGUUCAGAAAUCUGGUUUCCAGCUGAUGUAAAUGUUCUUUCUGCAGAAAUCUUAAAAAGUCUUUUAGUCUCGUGGUCCCUUAAAGCAACACUGAGAUCUUAAAGCAGAUCUCAACUUGUUUUUAACAAUAUAAUUGAGUCUUAAAGAUCGUAACAUGACUUUUUAAGAUGACAUUUCCACAUGUUUUUACCAACGUUGUUUCACCUUCUAACAAGGAAGUGCACAAAUGAUGCAUCAAAGAGAAUCUAUUGAUAUUCUGCAGCAUGUUUUCAGCAGCAUCCAGACAUUUGAAACCGCUGACGUCUCUCUGCCUUGUGCACGUACACUACAAAACAAGAGGGACACUAUCACAAUUCCCUCAUACCACCUCUUGUAUGAAUGCUGUUCUGUUCCUCACACCGUAUAGUAUUAUUAUUAUCAUUUUUAUCAAUAUACACCAGCAAAAGGUCACAGAGUUUUAAGAAUGAAUAUGCAAACUUUUUUUUUGUUCUGUCCUCAGUAUGAAGGAUCAGUAAAUGAAGUAUUAUUUUUUGUAACUAAUGUAAAAACACAAACGUUUUAUAGAAUUGUACAGUUUUUUUUCUGCUUUUUGGGGGGAGGGUUUGGAGGUUGUUGGUUUUUUUUUUUUCUUUUAGUAAAAAGGGGGUAAGCCAUCUGUCAACAUGUGUAGUAUUCAGAAUUGUGCCUGCUUAUGUUGUGGUCUUACUGAGUUUUCAGAUGAAGAUAUAUAUGAAUAUAUAUAUGAAGAUAACACUAGUCUCAAACUCCAGGUUUGGUUCAAAUGUUUGUCGAGUACAUAUUUUUUUCUAAAAUACAGAUAUAUAUGCCUUUUCAUUGUGCCCUGUUCUUCUUGCUUGGUUUUAUUAAUUUUCUGCUGAUUAUGUCCAUUUGUGACCCUGAGUUGCAUUUUCAGCUCAUUUUUAAACUGACAAUGAUACCUUAUGUGCAUUUUUGCUGCAAAUUUGACUCGCUCGGUGCCUUUUUAAAAAAAAUACUUCACUUAAUCAUCUGGUUUUUGUCACAACUGAAGUGUGCCAUUUUAAAAUGUCCGUAUGAAGGAGACCCUGGAGUUUGAGACAAAUCAGCAAAAAAUGAACAGAGGUCAGAGAAAACCAAGCCGAGUCUGUCACCUUUUUUUUUUUUCCUCUGAUGUUGUUUCUGUUUGCCUCCAGUGUCAGGAGCAGUGGUGCAUGUCCUGCUGUUCUGUUUUCUGACUGUAAAAAUGCAUUUAUUUUAAAAAAGUAAUAAAGUAAUUUUUAUUUAAA
Messenger RNA from Acanthochromis polyacanthus (spiny chromis), 4497 nucleotides. It is a transcript of the gene fermt2, whose product is annotated as FERM domain containing kindlin 2. Gene Ontology annotation, molecular function: integrin binding. Gene Ontology annotation, biological process: cell-matrix adhesion; integrin-mediated signaling pathway. Gene Ontology annotation, cellular component: extrinsic component of cytoplasmic side of plasma membrane; focal adhesion. The record is from RefSeq and is a predicted model, not a curated record. NCBI's taxonomy places the organism in Eukaryota, Metazoa, Chordata, Actinopteri, Pomacentridae. The coding region runs from base 220 to 2307 and encodes 695 amino acids. The transcript is spliced from 17 exons.